AUGGUGUUGAUCCUGGGCAGACGGCUGAACAGGGAGGAUUCUGGGACCCGGGACUCCCCCGCCGUCAAACGAAAGGUGCACACUAAACCCACUAAUUUGAUCAGAAUUCAGAUUUCAUUUUAGCUGUUUAUUAUGUCAAAAAAAUUGAAAUAUGGAAAUUAUACUGUGUGCACUUCAGUGCAUUUGUGUUGAUUUGAAAUCCAGUGUGCUUAUGUGUCUUGAAAAGCAUUUAGAAGUGCAAUGUGAAGCAAUCAUUCCCCAGUGGCAAAUAAAAACAUAAUAAAAACAUAAUUGGCCUAGAAGCUAAACAAACAGUUACAUUCGACCCCCCUCCCCCUUAGUUUACAAACCAAUGCAGGAACACCACUUUCGCCCAUAAAAUGAAACUCAUCAUCAUCAUCGUUUGUCUCCCAAGGUGUUCGAGGUGGACUCCAAGACGCUGACCGGUAAUGAAGUGCUGGACUUCUCCUCCGGCUCCUCCCACUCAGAGGCCAUUUUGCAGGUGUUCAACGAGUUCAGAGACAGCCGCCUCUUCACCGAUGUGGUCAUCAGUGUGCAGGGCCGCGAGUUCCCCUGCCACCGCGCUGUGCUCUCCGCCUGCUCCUCCUACUUCCGCGCCAUGUUCUGCAACGACCACCGUGAGUCACGCGAGAUGCUGGUGGAGAUCAACGGCAUUCUGGCCGAGGCCAUGGACUCCUUCCUCAGCUACGUCUACACGGGCCGCGCCAAGAUCACAACCGACAACGUGCAAUUCCUCUUCGAGACCUCCAGUCUCUUCCAGAUCUCCACACUCCGUGACGCCUGCGCCAAGUUCCUAGAAGACCAACUAGACCCUUGCAACUGCUUGGGCAUCCAGCGCUUCGCAGAUGCCCACUCUCUGAAACAGCUAGCCAGCCGCUGCAGCUCGUACGUUCUGGCCAACUUCCCUGAUGUGGCCCAACACGAGGAGUUCCUCGACCUGAGGAGGGACGAGCUGGAGGAGUACAUCUGCAAUGACGAACUGGCCAUCGCAAAGGAGGAGGUGGUGUUUGAGGCGGUGAUGCGCUGGGUGUACCACAGUGUGGAGCCCCGGAGGCCUGUGCUUAAAGAACUGCUACACCACGUCCGUCUGCCCCUGCUGCACCCCAACUACUUUGUCCAGACAGUGGAAGGAGACCAGAUCAUCCAGACCGCUCCAGAGUGCUACCAGCUCCUCCACGAGGCCCGACGGUACCACGUACUGGGCAACGAGAUGAUGUCACCCAGGACCCGCCCACGCAGGUAUAGUGCAGGGGAUGCUGGGAGGUGUAGUUCAGAGGGAUCCAACUUGGUCACUCCUUUCUAUUCAAUUCAAUACAACUUUAUUUUCCCUCAAAGAUAAAUUAAAAUGGCACAGCUUUUGGGACAGAAUGUUCUGAUACAUCUAAGUAGGGCAAGUUACCUGUAUUGUGUAUGUUCCUCUGGUGUGGUGCUGUGUUGUGUAUUCAAAUCAAGUCACAUUUUAUUUGUCAUGAGCUGAAUACAACAGGUGUAUACAUUACAGUGAAAUGGUUACUUACAAGCCCUUUCCCAACAAUGCAGAGUAAAAAAUGAAUAAAAUUACCACCAAUUUUUUUAAAAAUAGUAACACAAUAAAAUAACAAUAACGAGGCUAUUUACCAUGAGUACCGGUACCAAGUCACUGUGCAUGGGUACGAGAUAGUUGAAGUAAUUGAUGUCAUACAGUGGGGAAAAAAAGUAUUUAGUCAGCCACCAAUUGUGCAAGUUCUCCCACUUAAAAAGAUGAGAGAGGCCUGUAAUUUUCAUCAUAGGUACACGUCAACUAUGACAGACAAAUUAAGAAAAAAAAAUCCAGAAAAUCACAUUGUAGGAUUUUUAAUGAAUUGAUUUGCAAAUUAUGGUGGAAAAUAAGUAUUUGGUCACCUACAAACAAGCAAGAUUUCUGGCUCUCACAGACCUGUAACUUCUUCUUUAAGAGGCUCCUCUGUCCUCCACUCGUUACCUGUAUUAAUGGCACCUGUUUGAACUUGUUAUCAGUAUAAAAGACACCUGUCCACAACCUCAAACAGUCACACUCCAAACUCCACUAUGGCCAAGACCAAAGAGCUGUCAAAGGACACCAGAAACAAAAUUGUAGACCUGCACCAGGCUGGGAAGACUGAAUCUGCAAUAGGUAAGCAGCUUGGUUUGAAGAAAUCAACUGUGGGAGCAAUUAUUAGGAAAUGGAAGACAUACAAGACCACUGAUAAUCUCCCUCGAUCUGGGGCUCCACGCAAGAUCUCACCCCGUGGGGUCAAAAUGAUCACAAGAACAGUGAGCAAAAAUCCCAGAACCACACGGGGGGACCUAGUGAAUGACCUGCAGAGAGCUGGGACCAACGUAACAAAGCCUACCAUCAGUAACACACUACGCCGCCAGGGACUCAAAUCCUGCAGUACCAGACGUGUCCCCCUGCUUAAGCCAGUACAUGUCCAGGCCCGUCUGAAGUUUGCUAGAGUGCAUUUGGAUGAUCCAGAAGAGGAUUGGGAGAAUGUCAUAUGGUCAGAUGAAACCAAAAUAGAACUUUUUGGUAAAAACUCAACUCGUCGUGUUUGAAGGACAAAGAAUGCUGAGUUGCAUCCAAAGAACACCAUACCUACUGUGAAGCAUGGGGGUGGAAACAUCAUGCUUUGGGGCUGUUUUUCUCCAAAGGGACCAGGAUGACUGAUCUGUGUAAAGGAAAUAAUGAAUGGGGCCAUGUAUCGUGAGAUUUUGAGUGAAAACCUCCUUCCAUCAGCAAGGGCAUUGAAGAUGAAACGUGGCUGGGUCUUUCAGCAUGACAAUGAUCCCAAACACACCGCCCGGGCAACGAAGGAGUGGCUUCGUAAGAAGCAUUUCAAGGUCCUGGAGUGGCCUAGCCAGUAUCCAGAUCUCAACCCCAUAGAAAAUCUUUGGAGGGAGUUGAAAGUCCGUGUUGCCCAGCGACAGCCCCAAAACAUCACUGCUCUAGAGGAGAUCUGCAUGGAGGAAUAGGCCAAAAUACCAGCAACAGUGUGUGAAAACCUUGUGAAGACUUACAGAAAACGUUUGACCUGUGUCAUUGCCAACAAAGGGUAUAUAACAAAGUAUUGAGAAACUUUUGUUAUUGACCAAAUACUUAUUUUCCACCAUAAUUUGCAAAUAAAUUCAUAAAAAAUCCUACAAUGUGAUUUUCUGGAUUUUCUUUUCUCAUUUUGUCUGUCAUAGUUGACGUGUACCUAUGAUGAAAAUUACAGGCCUCUCUCAUCUUUUUAAGUGGGAGAACUUGCACAAUUGGUGGCUGACUAAAUACUUUUUUCCCCCACUGUAUGUACAUGUACACUACCGAUCAAACGUUUUAGAACACCUACUCAUUCAGGGGUUUUUCUUUAUUUUUACUAUUUUCUACAUUGUAGAAUAAUAGUGUAGACAUCAAAACUAUGAAAUAAUACAUAUGGAAUCAUGUAGUAACCAAAAAAGUGUUAAACAAAUCAAAUAGCCACCCUUUGCCUUGAUGACAGCUUUGCACACUCUUGGCAUUCUCUCAACCAACUUCAUGAGGUAGUCACCUGGAAUGCAUUUCAAUUAACAGGUGUGCUUUCUUAAAAGUUAAUUUGUGGAAUUUCUUUCCUUCUUAAAGCGUUUGAGCCAAUCAGUUGUGUUGUGACAAGGUAGGGGGUGUAUACAGAAGAUAGCCCUAUUUGGUAAAAGACCAAGUCCAUAUUAUGGCAAGAACAGCUCAAAUAAGCAAAGAGAAACAACAGUCCAUCAUUACUUUAAGACAUGAAGGUCAGUCAAUACGGAAAAUGUCAAGAAUGCUUAAAGUUUCUUCAAGUGCAGUCGCAAAAACCAUCAAGCGCUAAGAUGAAACUCUCUCAUGAGGACCGCCACAGGAAUGGAAGACCCAGAGUUACCUGUUGAGAGAAUGCCAAGAGUGUGCAAAGCUGUCAACAAGGCAAAGGGUGGCUAUUUGAAGAAUCUCAAAUAUAAAAUAUAUUUUGAUUUGUUUAACACUUCUUUGGUUACUACAUGAUUCCAUAUGUGUUAUUUCAUAGUUUUAAUAUCUUCACUAUUAUUCUACAAUGUAGAAAAUAGUAAAAAUAAAGAAAAACCCUUGAAUGAGUAGGUGUUCUAAAACUUUUGACCAGUAGUGUAGGUUGGGGUAAAGUGACAUUAUUGUUGCACUGUGUAGUGUUUCUGUAUUGUUGUUGUAUUUCUCCACAGCGACUAGUAUUUUGUUUAUUUGUUAUUUUGGCAUAUAUGCCAUAUAUGCUGACACAGGAAGUGUUGUGACUGUGUACCGUACAGUUCCAGAUCUAUCUUCUUCCUUGCCCGAGAGCUGGAAAGCGGAUUAUGAGUCGUUUCUAUUUCCUCUUAUCUCAUCACUCAUCUGACACAAUCAUUUUGCGGGGAUUAACUCUAAUCCUGAAAAGAGGUAUUAGAAAUGUCUGUUUGCAAAUGAAAACACCUGCCGUUUAUCUUAGCUUUGCUCUUAGUUCAGUUAAAUAACCACCCACCUUUUCCUAUGUGAGGGAGCGAGAGAUGAGACCGAGAUGAGAGAAAGAUGAGGUAGAAUGUCAGUGCCAAUGUUCACUGUUUUCUCCUCCACAGUAGAUGGUUUGUUCAUGAACUCAUAACCCUUUGCAUGUGUGCCUGCAGUGUUAUUGUGGAGACAGAGACUCAUUUAGUUUGUUUUGUGGUCCUAUUUUGAAAUUAAAAUGUGUCAUGAGGUGGAAAAGAUUUUCCAUACACAUUCCGGUUUGCUGACAGAAUAAGUAAGUUGCAAGCAUUCGUAGCCUGAACCAUAUGUACGUUGGAUCUUGUUUUAAUAGCAGCGGUGAAGCAGGGUGUCACAUACAGUCCUGUUUAAGUUUAUUUGUAUGUUAUUUGUUUGUGUACAAUAUACCGUACAUAGCUUAAUGUGAGUGUGUGUAGCUCUGUGUUCAUCCACAGAUCAUUUUCAAUUGCUCUUAAAAAGCCACCUAGAUACAUACACUAUCUGCUGUUAAGACGUUACUGAAUUCAACAGUGCUGUUCUCUUGUCUAUGGAGUUGUUAAGGGUUAAGUAUUAUUUGACAUUGGGUGUCAGCUAGAUAGCUGGGAGGUGACAUGUCUCUCUCAGGCGUACCGUGUCAGUAUCCAGGCAGAUCAGAUCAGACCAGACAUAGAGCCUCCUGUAUGUUUGUCUUUGUGUGUGUGUAGCCUCAGGGGCCGCUAGUUUCAGCUCCUGCCACCCUCCAAACCCCCAACAUGGCCCCCCAAUUCUGGGAAAAGUCUGGGGGAUCUCACUGCUCUCUAUGGAUCUUUCACAUACCUGUGUCUGUCCUGAGCUCAUCUUUACCAGUACUGUGUCUAAACAGGUGGGGAAUGUAGGAAAAUGUAGGCGAAAGUGCACGAAAAACAUGUUCUUAACUAGCAUGUCAUUGAGUUUGAUUUAGAGUUAGCUUAGCAUUUCAUCCAGGUGGGGAUAUUUAGAAGUUUAAUUAUGAAGAAAUAAUGUUUAUUUGACAGUACCGUGGAGUGUGGAGUUGAAGUGAAUCCCUCCCCUAACCGAAGGAAAUCAUGUUAUAGCCCUGGCAUGCACUAUCCAAACAGUGAGGCCGAUGGGGAAGCAUUUGGAUGUAUUAUUGAGGUCAUUGAUAUUCAGUGGAGUAUAGCCUUUAGUAUGUAAAUUCUGUUCUUAAGAAGAAUGUGUAUUUUGCCAGGUAGACAAAAACAAUCAUGUAAAGUAUUAGACAUUACACGUUGUGAAUUACCAAUCUAAAGCUGUGCAGGUUACUGCCUUCUCUCUUUCACUUUAGUCAUAAAUCAUAACUGACUCACCUGUAUUGUGGUGUUGCGUCUUGUUGCUGUCUCGUUUUUCCACAGUUACCUGUAUUGUGUAUGUUCAUCUGGAGUGGUGCUGUGUUGUGUAUUGUUGCUGUCUCGUUUUUCCACAGUUACCUGUAUUGUGUAUGUUCCUCUGGAGUGGUGCUGUGUUGUGUAUUGUUGCUGUCUCGUUUUUCCACAGUUACCUGUAUUGUGUAUGUUCAUCUGGAGUGGUGCUGUGUUGUGUAUUGUUGCUCUGUGUAGUGUUUCUGUAUUGUUGGCUUAUUUCUCCACAGCAACUAGUGUUUUGUUUAUGUGUUAAUUUGUCGAGUCUUGUCACUGUGCUGUUGUUUUAUUACUGCUCCACCUCACCUGUAUUGUGACAUUUUCUUCCCCCUCUCCCAUUCUUGCCCUCUCUCUCUCUUUCUCUCUCUCCCUCUCUCGCUCUCGCUCCCUCUCCGCAGGUCGACGGGCUUCUCAGAGGUGAUCGUGGUGGUUGGGGGCUGUGAGAGGGUGGGGGGGUUCAACCUGCCUUACACAGAGUGUUACGACCCUGUGACAGGAGAGUGGAAGUCCCUGGCCAAGCUCCCAGAGUUCACCAAGUCAGAGUACGCCGUCUGUGCCCUCCGCAAUGACAUCCUGGUCUCAGGUGAGCUCCUCGUCCUUGCUUGCUGACAGUCUGCCACUCUAGAGAGAGAUAAACAAGGAUUAGUCAUGGAAGAAUGUCAUAUUGAUUAUUUAAAAAAUGAAUAGGUUAUGUAAUGACAGAGAUCAGGAAAUACCAGGAUGUACUCAUGGGAGCCACCUAUUUGAAUUGGUAUUAGUAGUAACCCUCUUUUAUUGUUUAACUAGAAAGACUGGAUAAGUCUCUACCAUACAACUGUCACUUAAUCAGUUGUCUUGACAAUAAACGAGAUGAGGAAAGGAACCAUUUAAGACUAUUGGAGGGAAGGAGACUAUAGCUCUUUUAAGGUAAGAACUCUAUUAAAGCCUAUUGAGACACAGCCUUAGAGUACCUCAGCUAUGUCGUCCCUCACUGUGGAAUAAAGGAAAGGGAGUAAUGCGAUGGCCGUUUGCCAUGUACUUUUUAUGCCCCAGCCCGUUUGAAAAAUAGGAAAAUGUAAGAGCAACAUCUGGACACACUCUGCAGGAGUAGUGCCCAGGGAGACCCUUAUUGGCCAGCUCACUCAUUUUUUUCUCUUCCCAUUGGCCAAGAGUCAGGGUCACAUGGCUCUUUUCUCUUUAUAGCUUUCGAGGAUAAAGUUGCUUCUAGAGUCUGAUCUAUGGUCAGUUUAGCAUUUUUCCUCUAAUGGUUGAGGUUAGGGUUUAGGGAAGGUAAGCUGAUCUUAGAUCUGUGCCAGUGGGCAACUUCUACGCAGAGCAUUUAUAGCCUUUUGACCGGGCUGAUUCAUGCUAUGCUGCCAAGUUUGGCAUAAACUACCCUUUUUAAAGCGUCACUGGACCCAAAUUGAACAGGGCAGCAGUAGAAUAACGUAAUCUACACUCCCUAAUGAAAACAGCAUGGGUUCUAUUGUAAUACCAUACCUCUAAUUAGCUGUAAACAAACAUUUAAACAUACAUUUUGGCAUGACAGCUAACACAUUAGAGGAGUUGGCUGCAAACCGAUCUGAAACUUUAGGCUAAUAAAGAACCAUCAUCACAGAAACAUAGAAAUCUAUCCAACUUUGACAAAGGUUACCCCUUAUAUCGAGUUUAAUAUACAUUGUGGGGUUUACAUCAAAGCAUUGGUGCUAGUUGGGAUAGUUUUUGCUCAAAAGCAAUGAAUUAGCCUCAGAUAACAAACAUGUUAAAAGUACACAUCUGCCAAAGUACAGGGAGAAAAGAGACAAAGAAAGAAAAAAAGACAGAGAGAAGUUAACGGUCUGCCCUAGAGGGAGAGAGUGUUUAUGUCUUGUGCUCUACUUGUGCCAAGUCCUCACGUGUGCGCUAUCAAUCUCUCUCUCUCUCUCUCUCCUCUCUCUCUCUCUCUCUCUCUUUCUUUCUUUCUUUCUUUCUUUCUUUCUUUCUUUCUUUCUUUCUUUCUUUCUUUUCUUUCUUUCUUUCUUUCUUUCUUCUUUCUUUCUUUCUUUCUUUCUUUCUUUCUUUCUUUCUUUCUUUCUUUCUUUUCUUUCUUUCUUUCUCCCUCUGUCCUCCUCCCUCUCCUCCCCAUUCUCUCCUUCCCUCUCUGGCUCCCUUACACUCACAUACUCUGGAGGGUGUCAAUGCAGCAGUAUCUGUAUUAAAGCCCAGUCUGAAAUAGGAUCAGAACAACAUGGGCAUGGAACCCUCCAGUCUGUCUGGAUCGUUACUGUCACUGACUGUGACCAUAACCUUGGACGUGACUGUCUUUCCCACACUGACCGCAUACCUCACAACACUCACUGUCAAUGACCACAAUAUCUGACCAACAGUUUGUCUGUCAACUCUCCUCUAAGGGAAUCCUGAGGUGAACUUUUAUGUAAUUGUUUCUACCCAAAUUUCAGAGAAAGAUUUCAAAUAAGUCACCUUUACGUCCUAACCCUAACCCUAAACAUGUUCCUGGACAUGACUGUCUUUCCCACGGUGACUGCAUACUUGAGUUCACAACACUCACUGUCAAUGACCAAUAUGACCAAACGGUUCACCUCUCCACUCACCAUUGUGGGAAUCCUAACUUGAACUGGUGUCAGUGGGAGAUUUGGGUGGCCAUUUGACCACAUUAACCAAUCAACCAAUGCUAAUUUCACAGAAUUCUUGAGUGACAUGUUUUGUAUGAUAGGAAUAUAACAUUUCUUAGCUGAAUUUGGCUGUGUUCUCCUUGAUAUAUUAAUGUAUACAGUAUCAAAUGUUGACAGUUAGCCAUGUUUGUCUGAAGCUGCUUGGUCUGCUAGCAUAGCUGCUAUCUAGCUAGCUAGACUUCCUUGACAGCUUGAACACAGCCCGCGAUGCGGUUAACCCUUGUGGCUGGGACCGCGGAUUGUCCCGGGCUUGUGGCUGUUUAAAUCCCUGCUGUUUGUUGCUGUUUUCCAUCUGCCCUGUGACCUGUCCUGCCUUGAAGUGUGUGGAGUACCAGCAUUAGCCAAUGUUGCUACCAUGCCGCCCAAAGCUAAUGGAGAGGACAGUGUUUCUCUAUCACAGGUGCGUGAUCUUUUAAAUCAACAAACAUUUGUCUACAAGAAGUUGUCACAGCAACAGGAAAAUAGCUUCAAGAGCUUUAUCCAAACAAUAGUCGAUUCAACUAACAAAAGAAUGGAUGAUCUGACCAGAGAUGUCCAGGACCUUAACAACAGUUUGUAGUUCUACCAGGGAGAAGUGGAUGUCCUGAAUGAGGCUUGCAGCAAGAUGACAACAAACUGUAAGUCCGCGAGAGAUGACAUCAGCACAGUCUGUUAGUCAUUAUUAACAAUGACUGGGAAAACAGAUUAUCUAGAGGGACAGUCCAGAUGGAAUAACAUUGUUGUAGAUGGCAUACCAGAGUCUCCACAUGAGAACUGGAUGGAGUCUGAGGAGAAAGUGAGAAAAAUUAUCACAGAAAAGCUGCAGAUGGAUCAUAGGAAGAUUGAGGUGGAGCACGCCCACAGGACUGGAAAACCUGUAACCAGCCCAGGUGGCAGACCCAGACCAAUAGAGGUCAAGGUUCAAGGAUAGGAUGGCUGCUCUGAAGAGAGCCAAGAACUUGAGAGGAACCAACAUCUUCCUCAACAAGGACUACUCGGAAGCUGUGCGCCAGAGGCGAAAAUAACUUAUCUCAGCUAUGAAAGCUGCCAGAGACCAUGUUCACGCCGGCCUCUAUAAUGCUGCCUCUGCCUCCUCCAAGUGUGGUGAUUUGGGCCUGGUCCGGGAUGAGCAGUAUGUCCCUUAGCUCCGAUUCAUUGAAGUAGAAAUCCUCAUCUAAAUCAAGGUUAGUGAUUACUGUUUUGAUGUCCAGAAGCUAUUUUCGGUUCUAGGAAAUAAUGGCGGAAACAUUAUGUACAAAAUCAUUUCUGAUCAGCGAAAGAAAACAAAAAUAGCACAAUUGGUCAGGAGCCCGUAAAACGGCUGCUAUUCCCUCCAGUGCCAUACUUUUCUUGAUGCCCUUCUCCUUGACAUUUCCUGAGGGGUGUUUUUUAACGCGCAAGUCUGUCCCUCUGCACGAGCUGAUGAUUAGGAGGAUGUGAUCAACACUUGCUUCCGGUGAGAACAGACCUGGUUUGAAAGGCUAAUGAGUAGGUUCAAUGUCAUGGUGCACUUUGAGGUAUUUGAAGUUUAUGCGUUUUUUUGUCUAGAAAACUGGUUCUUGUCAUAUGCUUUGUUUGUUCUUUGGAGACCGAUAGGAGCCUAUAGGGUAGUCGUCUUCUGAGAUGGAUAGGCCUAUGUGAUUAUCAAUAGAUUAGUGUCAAUACCAGACAGACACAACUAUUAGAGGGUUAUACAAUAUUCACAUACCACUACCCACCACUCACACAUAACAAUGGCGGUGUACUAUUAAUGAUAACAGGACUUCUCCUUGUGUCCUUUCCUUAAUUUUCUCCUAAAAUAAUUGUCAGGUGGCAGCCACGUAUCAUUAUGUUUCAGACAUCAUUUUCACAAAUAGGAGGGGUUUAUCUCAAUGGACAUAUGAACACAACUAAUAAACUCUAAACUUGGCGAGUCCAAAAAAAGAAACAAACACAUUUGUUUUUGCUGGCCAGCCUUGUAUAUGUUGCUGUUUACUGCAGUACACAGCCACCCUUUCUCAAUUAUGGGUAAACACCCAUUCUAAGCCCAACAGACUAUGACGGUUUGAGAAAUCAUCUAAUUUGAUUGUUAGAAGAUAAGCCCAACUAUUGUACUAUAUUAAGUCCUUUUGUUAAAUCAGCUGCUCCUCCCGUCAGUUGGGGCAUCUCAGUUUAGAACUGGAGGGGGGAAAUGUAGAUGGGACUUCUGAUCUUAUUGUUUAACAGCUUAGCAAUUUAUGUAUCAUAUAUUGCAAUUAAGACAUGAUUAUACUCAUGGAUAUGUGUUUACGUCACGAUAUGACUUAUCGCCUGGUUUAGUUGGUUGUUAUUGUUCAUCUUGUUGUUGUGUGAUUUUGUUGAUGCUGAGUCUGGCUAACAUGCAUGGCCACUCUGGUUAGUCUGUUUUCCUCCACUCUCUCAACAUAGCUUCACAAACACUGAACCAUUUCUUUGUUUAGAAGGAUGAUUCUGAUGAGGGUUUCUUUCUCUGGCACUCAGCAUUCAUGUCAAUCUCCCAACAUCUUCAUAUUACUUCAGAGGGAACUAAUGUACAGUACUUUACUGCUUCUAAGUAAUGUUUGCACCUCUUGUCCUUAAAAUAUAGGCUAAAAGGGUUCAACCUGAUUUGUUUGACUUUUCCUGGUUUUUUUACGGCUUUAUUCUAUAUCUAUCCCUUUCUCUCGUGAUAGCAAAAAAGUGGUGUUUGUUUUAGUGCCGUGUCUUUAUUCGCAAGGAUCCGUGGGGCCUUUUUGAUUGACUGAUGGGGAGAGGGAGAGAGGGAGAGAGAGAGAGGAGAGGAGGAGAGAGAUAGGAGAGAGAGAGAGAGAGAAGAGAAGAGAGAGAGAGAGGAGAGAGAGAGAGAGGCGAGAGAUGAGAGAAGUGAGGGAUCGAGAGAGAGAGGAGGGGAGAGAUAGAGGAGAGGGAGAGAGGAUGAGGAGAGAGAGAAGAGAGAGAGAGAGAGGGAUCGAAGCCUCGUGGUCAACUCCUCGAGGGAGAGAAGAAGAGGAGCUCGAGAGCGAGAUGAGAGGAGAGAGAAGAGAGAGGAGAGAGAGACAGAGCGGGGACAGAGACAGAGACAGAGAGAGAGUCAGUGUGUCAGGGCUUGUUUGCACAUGUUGUUGUUCCUUCUCACUGUGGAGAAUAUAAAAAACAGUUCCUUAAAGUACGUCAUCCAACUGCUGCUUUAUAAAAAACAAGAGAUCCUGUUUCUCUUUUAAAGUGUUGUACUAGGCUAGGGUGUGCAUGUGCUAUACGUAUGUGUUGUGUUUGAAAGCCCUGUAAAAAGUCAGGUUGCGCGUGUUUGUGUCAUGCGUGUGUGUUGUUUGCUCAGUGUUGAAGUAGACUUUGAUCAGCAGGAUUGCCCAUAAAGCCUAGCUCAAACCUUUCACUCAGAUAAGACAAUGAGUUUACAUUCACACAUUGCACAGUACUAAUUUUAUAUUAAGCUGAAUAUGGCAGUAGGUAGACUAUGCAAUAGUCAUGUAAACACCUUACUCUGCUUAUCGUAAUUGGCGUAAGGUCAAAAUCGAAGUAAGCCUACGCCGAUUAAAACACCUGGUUUUCUGAGCAAUCUUUCGAAUUAUUAGGACAUGUAAACACCUUAAAUGGCGUUCCAGCUGUAUAUUUGAUCUGCAUGUGCUAGCACCAGCCGAGCGAGCCUCCCUCUUUAGCACGAGUGAAGUGAGUUCGGAACAACUGAAUGUUUGCGUCUUAGAAGUAGUUUUCACAUACAAACUUUUAUGUCCAAACUCAGAAUCAAAUACGGUUCCUAAAAAUAACAUGGUCGCUGUGGUAGAACGUACAUUUUGAUUGGCGAUUUUCUGCAUUUAUCAGUGCCAUCAGGUAGCCUGUGUCCAUGUAAACAGAAUUAUUAGGGAAAUCAUUAUUCUUGCAAAGCAUGUAAACAUUUAAUUAUUAUAUGAAUCUUACUAUCCACAAUAAUCACAUUAUUUUGUGCAUGUAACCUUACUCAGUGUCAGCUGUGCCUUACUAAAUGUGGCCUUGACAUUUCAGCCCAAAAACAUAACCCAUUCACAGUUUGAAUGUUGCUCAAGAUCAACUUAUUCUAUUUAGGAAUAAAUGUCUUUAUUCUAUCAACUUGGUUUGAAUUGGAACAAAGGGCUUAUCUUGGGGUUGAUACAGGCUUUGGUUUUUGACUAUUGCUGUGUGUCAAUUCAAUUCGGACUUGUGAAAACAACUAAAGAAGACUAUGACAAGUUAGAUGAAAAACACUGGAGCAGCAGAGAUGGUUCGGUGAACUACACUCACAUGUUGAGUAACCUUGCCUGACACUCUGGCUAGUUCCCAGAGUUAAUGCCUAGGCUUGAGCUCAGUGGGCUAACAUCGUCCUGAGUCACGCAGUCUCAAGGCUAACAAUGUUGUGUGUGUUGUUCCAGGGGGCCGUAUCAACGGCAGAGACGUGUGGAUGUACAACUCUCAGCUCAACCUAUGGAUCAGAGUGGCUUCACUCAACAAAGGACGCUGGAGACACAAGAUGGCGGUCCUACUGGGGAAGGUAAGCAGAUCACUGUUCAGACACCCGUUAUUUAAUAAUCUUGCUGUUUAUCUAAUUAUAUAUACAGUGCCUUGCAAGUAGUAUUCAAACCCCAUUUGAUUUCUUCACAUUUUAUUGUUACAAGGUGGGAUUAAAAUGGAUUGAAUUGUCAUUUUUUGUCACCAAUCUACACAAAAUACUCUAACGUCAAAGUGGACCAAA
This is a messenger RNA of Coregonus sp. 'balchen', 13176 nucleotides long. NCBI's taxonomy places the organism in Eukaryota, Metazoa, Chordata, Actinopteri, Salmoniformes, Salmonidae. The record is from the annotation of a GenBank genome assembly.